Messenger RNA from Anopheles coustani, 924 nucleotides. RefSeq names its product galectin-6-like. NCBI's taxonomy places the organism in Eukaryota, Metazoa, Arthropoda, Insecta, Diptera, Culicidae. The transcript has 3 exons. Gene Ontology annotation, molecular function: carbohydrate binding. The record is from RefSeq and is a predicted model, not a curated record. The coding region runs from base 1 to 471 and encodes 156 amino acids.
AUGAGUUCGAUACUAUUUACGGCAAAAUUUCCCCGACCUCCCAAAAAUGGUGACGAAAUUUUGAUACGCGGUAAGCUGCGAGAAAAUGCCCGCAAGUUUUCGGUGAAUUUCUGUCUGCCGCGACCCGCGGGAGUGUCGGAUCAGCAAUCGCCGACGUACAUUGCGUACCACUUCAAGACGAUAUACGACGACGAUGGCACGAGCACGGUGGUGCAAAACUGGAAAAACGUGAUAUGGGAUAAGGAGGACAUAGGGGAUAACAUUUGGCACACGGAUCGGAGCAAAGUUUUCACUGUGAUAUUCCGUCUGCACGAGGAUAAGAUAAAAGUAUUUGCCGAUCGCAUCGAUCACCUGCCAGACUACCAGUUUCCGCUGCGCCUGUCGUUGGAUGGAAUCAGCACGAUUGAGCUGUGGGACGAUGUGGACGUUGAGGAGAUUUCAUUCCGCUACGAUAACAAACCAUUCGAUUAAUCCCGCGAAGAAGCAAACGCACUGCUGCCUCGCUGCUUAUCCGUGUUUUGGGAUCCACGAGCCGAAUGAAUGUGCUUGUCCUUCGGUCACGCAUCGACCGUUCUCUAGUCUUCGAUUAAUUACCAGUAUUUUCUACUCUACUAAACGAGCACCAGCCAUACUUGCACCGAUGUGAGGAAGGAACUAAGCCUCGAUGAGAUCACUAUUUGCACCGUACGUAGAAUUACUCCGAGGCCACUUCAACGUUAUCGACGACGCACAACAAUCGGCACGAAAGGGGGAAUCCGCGGUGCAGUGGUGCUAGUAAACAUUAAGUAUUCUAAACCCCUCCUUAUCCGGUUGACACAUUGAUUUUGCAUUAUCAGCUGCAAUCAGCAACGACGCUCGUCGGAAGCUUAGCUUGUUUGGGUCAGAAGAUAGCAGAACCAAUCAUAACUUAAUAAAUUGUAAUGU